AUGUUCGGAAGCGUGAAUGAGGAGAAUGAAUGGGUAGUUAAGAAGGUUGUCCUAGAGCAUUUAAACCAUAUCCCGACCCUUUGCAAGGUAAGGUACAUAAGUAAGUAUCGGAGACAAGAAGUGAAUACUACUGUUAGAAGAAGAUUGUUUAAUGAUACUGCUGUUGGGGUUUCGGUGUCGAAGAUUCAUCGUAGUCUUGCAAUGGACAACAAUGGGUUGGAUAACUUGGCCGUAACAGAGAGAGAUCUGCGUAAUAUUUUGGCGAAGGAACGCCGACUUAAGCUAGGAGAAGGCGAUGCUAAUGCGAUGUUGUCGUAUUUUAGUAAAAUGACGGAAGACAAUCAAAAUUUCUUCCAUAUGCAUCGUCUUGAUGCAUUUGGGUAUUUAAAAGAUGUUUUAUGGGUAGAUGCAAGAAGUAGAGCAGCGUAUGAAGAAUUUGGGGAUGUAGUAUGCUUCGAUGUCACCUACUUGACAAACGACUAUGACUUGCCCUUUGCUAAUUUUGUCGGUGUCAAUCAUCACGGGCAAACUAUUUUGCUAGGUUGUGCACUUGUAUCUCAUGAGACUAUAGAGACUUACGAGUGGGUGUUUAGAACAUGGUUGAUGUGCAUGAAUGGCAAAGCUCCUAGUGGGUUUCUAACUGACCAAGAUGCCGCUAUGAGGAGAGCAUUGGCGAACUGUAUGCCGGACACUUGGCACAGAUGGUGUUUAUGGCAUAUUUUGACAAAAUUUAGUUCAAAGCUAGGUAUGUAUACUAAGUAUCAAGACAUUAAGGUCGCAUUGCACAAUGCAAUCUAUGAUAGUUUGAAUGACGAAGAAUUUGAGAAAAGUUGGGGAGAUGCUAUUGCAAAGUUCGACCUUGGAAGUGAUAAUUGGCUUGCCGGUAUGAAAACAACGCAGAGGUCGGAGAGCAUCAAUAGCUUUUUCGACGGCUAUGUCCACAAGAAUACAAGGUUGUGUGAUUUUGUCGAGAAAUAUUGUUGUGCAAUGGAAGCUAGAGCCAAUUCUGAAGAGAAGCUGAUGCAAACACAAUGGAGGAAGAAUGAAGAGAUUGAGGAAAAUGUUUUCGAGCACACUUUCACAGAUCGACUGUCGGUCGUGUGCAAGACAACUAGGGAGGAUGUACCAUUGGAUAAUAAAAGAGAGUAUAAGGUUAAGGUGGAUAUGAAUUCUAACGAGGCUUAUUGUGAAUGCAAGCUACUAGAAUGCCAUGGGAUAAUGUGUCCUCAUCUAAUUUUAUUGUAUGACAAAUUAAAUGUGAAGGAGAUACCCCAAAGAUAUAUUCUCCGUCGUUGGCAGAAAGAUGUGAUUAGGAAGCACACCAUGGUAAAGGUCGCAUACUGA
Molecule: messenger RNA, 1344 nt
Organism: Beta vulgaris subsp. vulgaris (sugar beet)
Lineage: Eukaryota; Viridiplantae; Streptophyta; Magnoliopsida; Caryophyllales; Amaranthaceae
Product: protein FAR-RED IMPAIRED RESPONSE 1-like
Exons: 3
Coding region: 1-1344 (447 amino acids)
Biological process (GO): regulation of DNA-templated transcription
Molecular function (GO): zinc ion binding
Source: RefSeq, a predicted model, not a curated record